Molecule: messenger RNA, 774 nt
Organism: Oncorhynchus tshawytscha (Chinook salmon)
Lineage: Eukaryota; Metazoa; Chordata; Actinopteri; Salmoniformes; Salmonidae
Product: extensin-like
Exons: 1
Coding region: 1-774 (257 amino acids)
Source: RefSeq, a predicted model, not a curated record
AUGCUAAUACAAACAUUUUUCCGCCCCACACCCUUCGCCCCCACACCCUUCGUCCACCCACCCUUCGCCCCCACACCCUUCGUCCACACACCCUUCGCCCCACACCCUUCGUCCACACACCCUUCGCCCCACACCCUUCGUCCACACACCCUUCGCCCCCACACCCUUCGCCCCACACCCUUCGUCCACACACCCAUCGCCCCACACCCAUCGCCACCCACCCUUCGCCCCCACACCCUUCGCCCCCACACCCUUCGCCCACACACCCUUCGUCCACACACCCAUCGCCCCACACCCAUCGCCACCCACCCUUCGCCCCCACACCCUUCGUCCACACACCCUUCGCCCACACACCCUUCGUCCACACACCCAUCGCCCCACACCCAUCGCCACCCACCCUUCGCCCCCACACCCUUCGUCCACACCCUUCGCCCCCACACCCUUCGUCCACCCACCCUUCGUCCACCCACCCUUCGCCCACACACCCUUCGCCCACACACCCUUCGUCCACACACCCAUCGCCCCACACCCAUCGCCACCCACCCAUCGCCACCCACACCCUUCGUCCACACCCUUCGCCCCACACCCUUCGUCCACCCACCCUUCGUCCACCCACCCUUCGCCCCACACACUUUGCCCCCACACCCUUCGUCCACACACCCUUCGCCCCCACACCCUUCGUCCCACACCCUUCGCACCUGGUUAUUAGAUAUUGUAUUGAUCAUGGAAAAACACAAAAACACUAGUCUGGGUGCCUGCUCUGGCCGGUACUGA